AUGCCGGAUAGGUGUGUUAAAUGCGCCGGCGCCCACGCAGGAAGUGCGUGCCCCGGUCCGCCCACCGAGAAGCCGACAUGUGCACUCUGUGGCGGUGCUCACGUGGCCAGCUAUCGUGGGUGUGAGGUGUGGAAGCGUGCCAUCGCUCGCCAACGUGGCCAAACACCAGCGCCGCGUCCGAAGAAGCCAGCAACGAGACGGCCCGGCGUCUCUUUCGCGGCGGCAACGUCAGGGGCGCCCUCCGCCGUCCCGGCUGCGUCGGCUGAUCCUCCUCCUGCUGCUCGCCAACGUGGCCAAACACCAGCGCCGCGUCCGAAGAAGCCAGCAACGAGACGGCCCGGCGUCUCUUUCGCGGCGGCAACGUCAGGGGCGCCCUCCGCCGUCCCGGCUGCGUCGGCUGAUCCUCCUCCUGCUGCGUUCGAUGCCGUGCCGAUACCUGAGGCUCCUGCGCCUCCACCACAGCUGCUAGUGGCGGACCCGGGUACUGCCUCUCCCGGGACGUCGGCCGGACCGCGCCCCGCCAAUCGCCGGCGCGGCGGUCAGCGCCCCGUGGGUACCCAGCGCUCAGCACCGUCAGUCGGGCAGCCCCAGGUGGACUCUCACAGCGAGUCAGCGACGACUCCCCCUUCCAGCGACGGGGCCGCGCCGGCUGCCUCCACCGCUGACCUGGCCAACCUCGUCGCACAGCUCACUGCCCUGGUGACCAGUGCUACGAAGUUGAUUGAAGUCCUGUCGCAGCACCGCUGA
Molecule: messenger RNA, 747 nt
Organism: Schistocerca gregaria
Lineage: Eukaryota; Metazoa; Arthropoda; Insecta; Orthoptera; Acrididae
Product: translation initiation factor IF-2-like
Exons: 1
Coding region: 1-747 (248 amino acids)
Source: RefSeq, a predicted model, not a curated record